AUGGCUCUUGACAUGGCCUAUGCUAAGCCCUCUAACGUUCAUCAACUGAAGGACCAGCUUAGGAGUUGCAACUGCACAAAGAUGAACAUCAAGCUUACGAUCUUGGCCGCCGAGCCUUUCCACGGCGCGGACGAAGCAGUGGUGGAGCUCUGGCGUCCAGCGGAGGCGGGGAUUCUUGGAACGAACAUAGGGGCGCACUGA
Molecule: messenger RNA, 201 nt
Organism: Triticum turgidum subsp. durum (durum wheat)
Lineage: Eukaryota; Viridiplantae; Streptophyta; Magnoliopsida; Poales; Poaceae
Source: the annotation of a GenBank genome assembly